AAAAGCGGGCGGGAAGGUUUUGUCUUACUGCUUUUUCUCUACCAGCUGAGGAAGCGCCAAAAGCCUGCAGACAUGGUCAGGACGAAAGCCGACAGUGUCCCUGGGACUUACCGAAAAGCGGUCGCUGCUUCUGCGCCCAGGAAAUCACUUGGCGCCUCCAGUUCCGCCAACUCCUCGAGCAGCAGCUCUCAAGCGGGAACCCCUGGUAAAAACAAGUAUGCUGGUGGAAACCCUGUCUGUCCACGUCCUACCCCAAAGUGGCAGAAAGGAAUUGGGGACUUCUUUGGUGGUCCCAGCAGGAAGCCAGAGAAAGAAAACCAGCACCCUGUGUCUGAUGGUGAGGAGGCUGGAGGCAGCGGCAUGUCCAAAGCACCCAGAAAAUCCAGACCACUUCCAGAUGAAGAUGAGGAGGAUGAAUAAAUGAAUUUUUAAAUGGAUUUUAAAAACCAUUACAUUGGUACACAGUGGCUUGAAUUGUAAAUCUUUGUACAUAACUUAUUGCAAUGCUGCCUUCAAUUUUGUACAGAAGUUUAAUAAACUUGUCUUUUUCAAGA
Colossoma macropomum (tambaqui) is the source of this 554-nucleotide messenger RNA. It is a transcript of the gene pclaf, whose product is annotated as PCNA clamp associated factor. Lineage: Eukaryota; Metazoa; Chordata; Actinopteri; Characiformes; Serrasalmidae. Gene Ontology annotation, cellular component: nucleus. The transcript has 4 exons. Bases 73 to 420 code for a protein of 115 amino acids. Gene Ontology annotation, molecular function: chromatin binding. Gene Ontology annotation, biological process: regulation of cell cycle; translesion synthesis. The record is from RefSeq and is a predicted model, not a curated record.